Setaria italica (foxtail millet) is the source of this 1075-nucleotide messenger RNA. RefSeq lists its product as uncharacterized. The transcript has a single exon. The coding region runs from base 111 to 926 and encodes 271 amino acids. The record is from RefSeq and is a predicted model, not a curated record. Lineage: Eukaryota; Viridiplantae; Streptophyta; Magnoliopsida; Poales; Poaceae.
GAAGUCGAGUGUCGUGCCGUGCCCGUGUCCGUCCUUCCCACCCUGUCCACGAGUUCCAUCUAAUCUCAAAUUGGCAACACCGAUCGCCGCCUCGCCCUCCGCCGCCAACCAUGGCUGCCGCCGCCCGGCGUCCUGCUCCCAUCUUCUUGCUGAGCGGCCAAGUGGAUAUGGGUGCACUUACCGACGAGCCAGGGGGUGGUGGGUGGACGGAGAUCGAGUGCGCAAGCAGGAAGGCUUACGGAUGUGGGGAGCACGGCCAGGAGGCGGCGGAAGGCCUCAAGCUCUACGUGCGUCUCGGCGCCGGCCCGCUCCUCACCUCCUCCCUGGACAUCCGCAUGAGCGACGAGGCGCUUCGAAGGUUCGACUCGGAGCUCGAGAUUAGCGCCCCCAGCAAGGAUAUGCGUCCCCGCCCGAUGCAAGCCGAGGGCGUCGUCCAGAUGGCUGAGGAGGAGGACCUCACCGUCAUCUUCCUGCUCUUCUGCCGCCCGUUCCGUCUCGAUCUCACCUACUACCUCGUCUACGACCAUGUCGGCGCGUCACUCUCCAUGAUCAAUUACUUAUCAGAUCUCUACUUACCUACUGGUACGAUGAAGCCCGUCCCCAAGCGCCGCGGCAGUGAUUUCGAGCUGUUCCUCAUGACUAGUCGCCUUCAGCUGCCUCGGACUCCGCCACCCGUUCUCUUCGUAUGCACUCCGGAGGCAAGGGCGAACCCAGCGUCCGACGACGGCAUCGGUCUGUGGCAGAUCAAGACACAGCAUGAAGAGAUCCAGACGUGGCCUUCUCUUUCCAAGGCAAGGGUUUCUGGUCCGAUCUCUCGCGAGGCCUCGUGUACUGCGACCUGCACACCACCAGCGACACCGCCGUGGACUUCGGCUUCAUCAGGUUGCCGCGCGAGUGCCUGGAGCAGAUGGGAAAGGAUAACCUGAAGCUGAUCGGGACCAUGGCCUGCGUCAGGGACUCCAUCUGGCUCGUCUGCAUUCAUAACGCCGCGGAAUCUGCAGCAGAUGACUUGGUGAAGAUAUGGACUCUGAAUGUGCCUGAUGGGGGUAAGUGGCAGCAAGCGUGGUGGGAGGAA